AUGUCCUUUCGUUAUCUGCCACUCGUUGGGGCUUCCUCUCUCGUCCUCGCAGCUGCCCAGAAUACCGUGCCUCUUGCUAUCACCGCUCAGCCCAGCUCAGGUGCAUCAGGCAUCAUCAGUCCCUCCUUCGCCGGCUUUGGCAUUGAACCCUCGAACCUUUUCUCCUUCACCGGCGGCAGUAGCGAGAACCAACUGACCAAAAACCUAUUGGAGAAUCUGGCAAACUAUACCGGCACUCCGCCGCAUCUACGCAUCGGAGGAAACACUCAGGAUUACUUUGUUUGGGACGAGUCUCAGACUGACUAUGCUUGCGAGCCCAACUCUCACAGUGUUGGCCAGGGGGUCUACGCCUCGGACUCCAUGAUUGUCGGACCGCGAUACUUCGAGGUCAUCGAUCGAUUUCCGGGCAAUACGCCAAUCACUUUUGGAUUGAAUCUGGCCUACGAUGAAACGGAUUACAUUGAUCAGAUCACAGCCAUGGCAACCCAGGCCGUGGAGCGAUUAACCAAUGUUAACCUGGUGUCCUUGGAGAUCGGCAAUGAACCGGACUUGUAUUUGGAAAACGGAUUUCGAACAGGUUCAUGGGGCGGUCAGGUCUACGCUCAACAGUGGUUGGAUCGCGCAGGCGCUGUAUGGGAGCAGGUGCUUAAGCCCAAAGGUCUCCCAAGCAAUUUCUUCGAACCAGGCGCCACUGCCUCCACUAUCGGCACAACGUUCCAGAUCGAUGAUUUGGAUAGCUUCGGGAUCACGGCUCACGCCAAUGGCUCAACCAAGCCCUACGUAGCCAGCUGGAAUCAGCAUGACUACUACUACUACAUUGGAGUGUCGACAUACCCCCUUACUCAGUAUAAGUUCAUGACGUUGUCCACGACGAAUGACCAAUUUGCUGCCUGGGAGGAACAGAUCACCCAGGCUAUGAAUACGGGCUAUCCGUAUGCUCUACGUGAGAUGGGUGUGGUCGGUCCUAUCGGGAUGGAGGAUAUAACGGACGUUUUCGGUGCUUCUUUAUGGACCCUCAACUUCCUUUUUUAUGCGGCAUCCCUCAACAUCUCUUCGGUCCAGAUGCACAUGACGGAUAACAGCAAUGCAAGUGCCUGGCAGCCGAUUGAACACUACGGCAACCAGCCGUUUGUCCGACCCAACUACUAUGCGUUCGCCGCCUUCGACCAGACGAUAGGCCCAACAUGUCAGGCUCAAGUCAGUGGCUAUACCCUUCGCGAUAUGAGCGACCCUUAUGGUGGCCGGUGUGCUGCGUACUCUGUGUAUCAAGAUGACACUCUAGCCUCAGUGGUUCUAAUCAACUCAAACCCGGCAAACGUUUCGGAACCCAACAAACCGAGCCUGACUUUUGAGUUGACAUUGCCGACCCAGUUUGCGGGACAGGACCUGUACCUGGCUUAUCUCACCAAUGAUGGUGCCGAUGCGAAGCAUGGGACAACCUGGAACGGUAUCAGCUACGAAAAGAGUGGCGAUGGGACGCCUACUGCAGUGAACGAUACCGUCCAGACGGUCACCAUCGGCCAUGGAGGGCUGGUCAAUGUCACCGUGCGAGACAGUCAAGCCGUUAUUGCCAACAUCGGUUCUCCAGUAGGUCAACUAGCCCCCAACCACAGCGCUUGCCAGGCGCUGGCUGCGAGUACGCCCGAUGCCAAACCGGUUUCGACUCCCAUCGGCACCAGCACUGCGAAUAGUGCAUCGUCAACUCAUACCAACGCUGCCUCGAGAACUGUCAGCAGUGCACGGUCAAGCAGCACGAAUGGCGUGUCAGCUCUCUCUGCAAUGUUUUUGGGAACCCUCUCGUCGGCAUUCCUGACCGGGGUCUAUUUACUCUGGGUAUAA
This is a messenger RNA of Capronia epimyces CBS 606.96, 1839 nucleotides long. RefSeq lists its product as uncharacterized. The transcript has a single exon. The record is from RefSeq and is a predicted model, not a curated record. The coding region runs from base 1 to 1839 and encodes 612 amino acids. NCBI's taxonomy places the organism in Eukaryota, Fungi, Ascomycota, Eurotiomycetes, Chaetothyriales, Herpotrichiellaceae.